GUCAUUAUAAGUUUUCUUAUCUCAUUUUGAGGUUUCCUUUUGCGUUAUUCUCAUAGGUAUUACUAAGCUUUAUUAAAAAUCAAGCUUGCGCAAUUGGUUACUUAUAUACACAGCUCCUUUCCCUUAGCCUUGGAGGAGGUACGUAGGUAUGUUUUUAUCCAUGCAGCAGAAACGUAGGUAACUGAGAAGCACAGAGUGCAGCGAAGUGCUCUGACGCACCCAUAGCACCAAGCAUCACCAUUCAAACUUACCUCCCGUGUCCCGCGGCGGACCCUUUUCUUGCCCAAUCGUCAGAGGCUGAGGUGAGGUUUGGAGAGGGAAUUGGGUCAAUCUGCUUUCCCCACUAACUGUAAGUGAGCUAGUGGAAUUGUGAACAACAAAACAACGUCGUCGAGAGACUCAAUUGUACGCAGCAAAAACCAUCAUGACUAGAGAAUAAAACCGCGAGCAAUUCUAUGCCACGCCCACUGUUGAACGCUUCCCUCCCCAACACCCGGACGACUCUCCAUUGUAUUUAUUUAGUACCCAUAGAGAAACAUCGCCUACUUUCAUCCACUCCGCGGGCCCGGCCACAUACUCAUGACCAUGGCGCUUGUCUUGUCAAGGUCACGUGCUCGAUUGCCGUGCUCCGGAACUGGGUCAUAUGCCAUUUUCGCUGUUGGCAGGCUCUUCUUGUCGUCACCGCGGCUCCGGCCACCCUCUCAACAGCGAUGGAGUUCUCACUCGCCCCUGACUGUGCAAUCAGGUCCGGCGAGGAAGAAGGUGACCCUUAGCAGCCUCCAAGCUAUGUACAAGAAGGGGGAACCCAUCGCUGUCAUGACCGCCCAUGAUUUCCCGAGUGCUCAUGUUGCUGACGCUGCCGGAAUGGACAUCAUACUUGUCGGUGAUAGUUUGGCUAUGGUUGCCCUGGGCAUGCAAGACACAAGUGAGGUAACGGUCGAAGAUAUGUUGUUGCACUGUCGAUCCGUCGCGCGCGCUACCAGGGCAGCGUUCACGGUUGGAGAUCUUCCCAUGGGCUCGUACGAAAUUUCACCAGAGCAGGCGUUAGAAACGGCCAUCGAAUUCGUUAAGCAAGGUCGCGUCCAGGGCAUUAAGCUGGAGGGCGGCAAGGAAAUGGCCCCGGCAAUUGCCAAGAUAACCCAGGCCGGUAUACCCGUCCUAGCCCACGUCGGACUGACGCCCCAGCGCCAACACUCCCUCGGCGGAUUUAAAGUCCAGGGGAAGACGUCGAAAGGCGCGAUGAGGGUCCUUGAUGACGCACUGGCCGUCCAGGAGGCGGGUAGCUUCGCCAUGGUCGUAGAAGCCGUCCCGGCUGAGGUUGCUACUAUCAUCACGCAAAAGCUUUCUAUCCCGACUAUCGGGAUAGGCGCUGGCAAUGGAUGUUCUGGCCAAGUGCUUGUUCAAGUUGACAUGUCGGGGUAUUUCCCGCCCGGCCGGUUCAUCCCCAAGUUCGUGAAAAAGUACGGCGAUGUCUGGGCGGAAAGCUAUAAGGCGAUCGAGUGCUACCGAGAGGAGGUGAAGGCACGCCGAUAUCCGGCGCCGGAGCACACUUACCCCAUUGUCAAGGAAGAGCUUCAGGCGUUUAUCGACGGCAAGUACACCACGGCCUCGAACUUCUGCGCCGCUUGUAUCCUCCGCACCUCUUGCCUGAGCUGCGGGGCUGACCCGACGGCUUUGAAGCGGAUAAGUACUCGAUCGCGAUCAAACUCGCCGGCGCUAGCGAGAGCCGAGCUCGCGUCCCGGGGAAGUGCAGUGAGCACGGCUGAAGCGGUCAUGGUAAGUGGCAGCUCCGGCGAUCCGGAUCGGUCCGGCACGGGAGAGGCCGGGGGCGACGGAGAAGACUGCCCAGCGGGAACGCCUGUGGGAUCCAUCUCGGGCCGUGUGCGGGAUUCGCUUGGCUGCUGA
Molecule: messenger RNA, 1905 nt
Organism: Durotheca rogersii
Lineage: Eukaryota; Fungi; Ascomycota; Sordariomycetes; Xylariales; Xylariaceae
Product: ketopantoate hydroxymethyltransferase-domain-containing protein
Exons: 4
Coding region: 580-1905 (441 amino acids)
Biological process (GO): pantothenate biosynthetic process
Cellular component (GO): mitochondrion
Molecular function (GO): 3-methyl-2-oxobutanoate hydroxymethyltransferase activity; magnesium ion binding
Source: RefSeq, a predicted model, not a curated record